Plasmodium yoelii is the source of this 828-nucleotide messenger RNA. Its product is annotated as MOLO1 domain-containing protein, putative. Gene Ontology annotation, cellular component: acetylcholine-gated channel complex. The record is from RefSeq and is a predicted model, not a curated record. Bases 1 to 828 code for a protein of 275 amino acids. Lineage: Eukaryota; Apicomplexa; Aconoidasida; Haemosporida; Plasmodiidae. The transcript is spliced from 6 exons.
AUGAAGCUAAUUUUAUCACUAAUUCAUUAUUUGUUUUUUUAUUUUUUUUUCAAUUUUAUAAAAUGUGAUAAACUUAGUUUAGAAAAUAAAUUCCAUUUUAAUGAUGUAAAACCACCAUUAAAGGCCAUGGGGCCUAAUUCCAGUGUCUUAUACCCACUAAUUCAGGAUCUUGAGGAAGAAGAAAAAAUAUAUUCAGAAAAUUUAGAUAUAUAUGAUGAGACAAACUUUCCUAACCCUUUUGAGAGUCCGGAGAAAUGUGUGUUAUCUUUAGGAAUAAGUCACACAUGGAUAUGCGAUCCAUCAAAUAUUAUAAAAUUAGAAGAUCAAUUAAAUAUUGAAGCUGCUUUGCUUAAAAUCCGAGAUACUAAUUAUCACAGUUGUUUAUCUAAUGAGAAUUUUUAUUAUCAAGUAGCUGUAGCUAUAGUACCAGAUAUUUUUAUAAGAAAAAAUAAUUCUAUCGAAAAAUCGAUCCAAGAAUUUUCUCAAAAUAUAUUAAGAAAAUGGGGUAUAGGAAAUAAAAAAUGUCAUGACGGUAUUUUGUUUGUUUAUAUAAAACGUCUAGGUUCAUUUAUUGUAUCAAAAAGGGAAGGGGUAGAAGAUAAAUAUAUAAAUGAGACAGAAAUAAAAAAUAUAUUUAUGAAUUCAUAUUUUGCAACAGGAUCUAUUAGCAAAGCGCUAAUUAGUUCACUAAAUUUUAUUAACAAAAAAUUACCCUCAAAACCACAAGAACUGACCAACACGGCAAAAUUGUUUUUAUUAUUAAUUUUCCUUUAUAUAAUAUCCAUUGCUAUUGUAUAUUUAAUCACUGUUGUAUAUAGGAUAAACUAG